Sinocyclocheilus grahami is the source of this 3381-nucleotide messenger RNA. RefSeq names its product protein translocase subunit SecA-like. NCBI's taxonomy places the organism in Eukaryota, Metazoa, Chordata, Actinopteri, Cypriniformes, Cyprinidae. The transcript has 2 exons. The coding region runs from base 1 to 3381 and encodes 1126 amino acids. Gene Ontology annotation, cellular component: membrane. Gene Ontology annotation, biological process: protein targeting; protein import; intracellular protein transport. Gene Ontology annotation, molecular function: ATP binding. The record is from RefSeq and is a predicted model, not a curated record.
AUGGAAGCAUCUGGAAAACUGCUGUCAUCAAGACUGCUUUCACUGCUUAAGAACAGACAAUGGGAAAGAGAUGAUGUUGUUAAGUUGUUUAAAGCCCUCGUGAAAGAAUUUAAUGGCAAGAAUGAAGAUUUUCACACAUGGAUGAUGAAAAUCAUUCAUCAAGUGGAGAUUCACAAAAUCCAAGUGUCGGAUUUGACUUUUCAAAAUGACAGUAAGAUUGUGGAUCAUAUUGAGGCCAAGAUUAAUGAAAUAGCCACAAACACUAAUGAGAAAACACUGGAUGAGAUUGUGGAGGAAAUUCGUAGACAAGGAAACAUUGAUGAAAGAAUUGUGGCAUGUGUGAAAAAUACUGUGUCUUCUGUGUCCACAUGUCUGUCAGCUUCUUCAGCACCACAUCUACAAGGAAUAAAGCAAAGUCUGUUUAAGCUCUGCAAAGCUGUAGAAAAGACAAAGAAAUAUAAACCUCGACUGACUCAGAUGGUGAGCUGGUGCAUUCUGGCUCUUUCUGAAUCAAGUCGGCUGGUUCAGGUUUUAACAGGAGAAGGAAAGUCGUGUAUCGUGGCAAUGUUUGCAGCAUAUCAGGUCACAAUGGGAAAAACCCCUGACAUCAUCUCCAGUUCUCCUGUACUUGCUGAGAGAGACGCUAAAGAAUGGUCUGCCUUUUAUAAGAGACUGAAUAUCACUGUUGACGUCAACACAAAUAAAUCAAAAGAUAAUGAGCUGAGGAAGUGCUAUGAAUGUCAGGUGGUUUAUGGUACGACUGACAGUUUUGCAGGUGAUUUUCUGAGACAACGCUUCCACAGAAAAGACGUGAGACCUAAGAGAGAGUUUCAGUGUGUUAUAGUGGAUGAGGUGGACUCACUAAUGCUGGACAAAGGUCUUGAAGUGGUCUACUUGAGCACUGAGGUUCCGCUAAUGGAAUCUCUUAAUGGAAUGUUGGCAAAUAUCUGGUUUGUCGUCAACCAGCUGAAGUGUUUAGACACUGGAGAAAUGUUAGGACCCAUUCAGCUCUUCUCCCAGGUUCUGUCUGAAAUCAUUACUGAAAAUAAAAACAUUGAUCAACUCAGUAUUGUUCAGAAUGCUGUAGAUGAAACAAAACAACUAGAUAAUGCAAGUGUUGGCCAAACAGAGGCAUUUCUAAACAUGUUUGUGAGAACAUUUCCUGAGUAUUUAUUUCAACUUUACCAGGAAGGGCCUGAUGGGAAUUUACAGAAACUAAAUGAGAUUAGUCCCACAGGUACAUAUAUGAAACAAGAAAUAUCUGUUCUUCUCCUGGGAAAUGGAAAAUGUCGCUUAGUGUACUAUGAGAAGGACUCUCUAGUCAAGUCACUGGGUAAAAUGAUCAAAGAGUGUUUGCAGUCUGAAUCAAAGGAACACAAUGAAUCUCGUAUCCCGGGCCUUCAAGACCUCAUUAAUGAAAAAGUACAAACUUGGAUUGAAAAUGCUCUGCUAGCCACCAAAAUGACUCUGGGCAAUGAAUAUGUCCUUCACGGAGAUGGAGUCUCUCCUGUUGAUUACGAAAGCACUGGUGUUGUACAAAACAACAUGAAAUGGGGGGAAGGACUUCAGCAGUUUCUGGAGAUGAAACACCAAACUAAACUGUCCAAUAUGAGUCUAAUAACAAACUUCAUGUCUAAUGUGGGUUUAUUUAAGAGAUACUCAAACAAGAUCUUUGGAAUCACAGGAACUUUGGGGGACCAAACCGAGCUUGAUAUGCUGAAGAAACUCUACAGUGGCAUUGACACCUGUAAGAUCCCCUCAUUUAGGCGAAGGAAACUUUAUGAACUUGGAGGCAUGGUGAUAAAAGACGUGAAAGAUUGGAUCAAGAUGGUCUGUAUUGUUGUUCAGGAUCAAGUGUCCUCCACCAUCUAUCGAGGUCCACGAGCAGCUCUCGUCAUCUGUGAAACAAUCAAACGUGCAGAAAUAUUUUACAGAGGCCUUGCAAACACCAUCCCAUUAGACAAACUAAAACUUUAUGUGAAUAACAACAUAGAUAACGCUAAAAUAACAGAUUCAACAGUCCAAGCAGGAGAUGUCAUCAUUGCAACUAAUCUAGCAGGUCGAGGUACAGACCUAAAGGUUUGUGAAAGCGUAAAUGAGGCAGGAGGUCUGUUUGUGAUGCAAACCUUCUUACCUCUGAAUGUCCGUGUAGAAGACCAAGCCUUUGGACGAACGGCUCGUCAAGGGAGUCCAGGAUCUGCUCAAAUCAUCAUGUGUGCCAGUCAUUUUUCUGACUUGACCCAACAAGUGUUGAACAUAAACACACCUCUAACCAGCUUACUCAUACUUCAGUGUUGCUUAAUAACACAAGUGUUACAUUGGAUCAUACAAAUGUUACCCUGGGUCACAGAAUAUCAAUUUGAGGAAAAUGUUAAUCGCUACCUGGGAAAUCACAGUUCUGAAACUCACGAGGAAAUGAUCAGUGCUCUGACAUGCCUUUUAACCAUGAAUUCAUUCCCAUUUCAGGGACGUAAUCUGGAAAAGGCAAAAGAAGCCAGAAACACAGCGGUUAACACCAGACUGUCAAGGUUUCUUGAAAAAAAUAUUCCAGAAAUCAUAAAAAAGGAAGAGUUUUUUUCUGUUUACCUUGAUGUUUUGGAUAAUGUUUAUGAAGAUGUUUUAUCAGACCAGCGUGAUGUAAUUGUUCCCUGUCUUCAUGAGUGUUGGGGUUUGUGGCUCCUGAUACACUUCAGUGAGGAAAAGACCAUUGAGAUGCUGAAGGAACAGCUGAAGGUGGACUUAUCAAGUGCAAAGGGUACACUUUUGAGCAAACAGUCCCCAUCCUCCAUGGUCUACUAUUACAUCAGGUCUGGGAACAACUUCCGUGAGAAGGGACACUUUACUGAGAGCAUUGAGAUGUACACCAGAGCUUUGGAGGAUGGUGCAUCUGGAGAGAUUAUACCUCUUUAUAAUCGUGCACUUGCCACUAUCAGAAAGAAAGACACUGGAUAUAUUGCUCAAGCAUUGGCUGACCUGGAAAAGGCUGACAAAGCAAUAGUCUCCUGUAAGUCACAUCUGGCACAGAUUCUGACUUACAUUAAAUUAUCAAGUCAAGAACCAAGAGCAGAAGGUAGUACUUUACUCACCACUCAGUUCCAAAUGAAGAGUAUGGUUGUAGAUCUACUCCAGAUGAACAUUCAAGAUGCUGUAAUGAAGUUGAAGAGAGCUGAAAGCAGAGGAGGAAAUGUGAGUUUGACUGAAAAACUUACAUUCUUUCUUGCAGAACACUUUGUUUUCAUUCCUCCAAGACUUCUGAAAGAGCUGCUAAUGGAAUUAAUGCAUGUCAAGUCAUUGGGUCUUGACACCAUUUUCUCUUUGGACACCAUGUUUUCUUUCAGUGGCUUUGUGUCAAAGAUCUUAAAACGAUGGGCAGUUCCUUGA